CAACCCAGACGCUUCGCCCCUCUAUUAUAGAUCGGCGUCCGGUGUCAACAACCCGAAAGCGGACACGUGAGGGGAAACCAAGUCGUGUGGUAGGAGAGGGCGGGUUGCAAGAGCUCGUAUUACAGCCGAGGGGAGGAAAGGCUUCUUUCCCGCGAAGCCAGGGGCUUGGGGCGGAGCAGGUGGGCCCGUCGAGACAGGAACCCGGGAAGCGAGAGGAGCCGCAGCCCAGCCGGGAGAGGCGUCUUUCAGGCCCGAGGGGAGCUCGGCCGCGCCCCGGACCCGCCUGGCCAUGGACCCCGAGCGCGGUGGAACUGCUUGGUGCUGAUAGACCAUUCUGCUGAGGUCCUGGGAGAAGCACAGUUUUGAAAGAGGCUGUACAUGGGGCUAACUCUUCAGGUGACUGACUAAAAGGGAAGCCUUUGGGUCUUCUCCCAGCAUUCUGACGCGAAGGGGCUGCCUGGAAUGGAGCUUGCAAAUAUUCAGGAUGCUGUUACUCAGCUGAAUAUCCAUGGCCCAACAUUGGCUUUCCAGAACAUUAGUUACUUGGUCACCACAUGCUGGACCUUACCUUUCAAAGGAAAAGAAGAAAAGGAAGUUCUCAGGGAUGUCAGUGGUAUUAUGAAGCCUGGGAUGAAUGCCAUCUUGGGGCCAACCGGAAGUGGGAAAACUUCGCUCCUCGAUGUCCUAGCAGGAUGGAAAGACCCCAAAGGGCUUACAGGUGGGCAGAUCUUUAUGGAUGGAAAGUUGGUAGACUCCAAUUUUCAUCAGUGUUCUGCCUAUGUAGUCCAGGAGGACAUUCUGACAGGAACCCUCAGCAUCCGGGAGAACCUCCAGUUCUCCGCCAACCUGCGGCUGCCACAGAACAGGAACAGCAACACAGAGAAGAAGGUCAAGGUUGAUGCUGUGAUACAGGAGCUGGGCCUACAGGACUGUGCAGACACCAAGAUUGGGACUGAAUUCCUGCGUGGCGUUUCAGGGGGUGAGAAGAAACGCUGCAGCAUUGGUAUGGAACUGAUUACUUCACCUUCCCUGAUCUUUCUGGAUGAGCCAACCACAGGGCUGGAUGCCAACACAGCUAACGCCAUCAUGCAGCUUUUGCACCAACUUUCCAGGAAAGGGAGAACGGUGAUCUUCUCAAUUCAUCAGCCGCGCUACUCCAUCUUCAGGCUGUUUGACCAUCUGACCUUGAUGAGCAAGGGAGAAAUAAUAUUUGCAGGAGCAGCAGAUGAAGCCACAACUUAUUUCAGUAGCAUUGGCUAUCAGUGUGAGCAGUUUAACAAUCCCUUGGACUUCUUUCUGGAUGUAAUCAGUGGGGAGGUGAUACAGUCCCAGCCUCAACAACACUUGGCAUGCAACAAGAAGGAUGGCCUUUUCUCCAGCAAUUGUUCCCUUGACAAGAACGCGCUUUCCAGUUAUUACCAUCAGUCCUCCUACUAUGAGCAGCUGCAAGAAGAUCUGAAAAACCUACAGUCAUUCCCGAACCAAGGCUGCGAUGCUACCACAUCAAAAGCCACUUAUGCCACCUCAUUCGCCCAGCAGUUGUAUGUUGUGAGCUGCCGUAAUGUGAAGCAUCUGCUGAGGAAUCCUCAGACCUCCAUUGGCCAGAUCCUUUUGGGCAUGGUCUUCUCCUUGUUGGUGGGGCUCAUUUACUACCAAAUCCCGGACACUCUGCCGGAAGCCCUACAGAACAGCCAUGAGAGUGCCAGAGGUUACUAUAGGACAUCUGCAUACUUUCUAGCCAAAGUGUUUGCUGAUCUCGUUCCCAAUCGAAUCCUGCCUGUCCUGCUGUUCUCUUCCAUUUCCUAUUUCAUGAUGGGUCUCAAAAACGAUGCAGAAUCUUUCUUCCUGCACGUUUUGUCUCUUAGCCUGACUAACCUUGCAGCAGUGAGCAUGGCUUUCCUAGUGAGCGCCAGUGUCAAUGCAUUUGCCAUUGCCAACCUCUUGAUUGCCCUUCCAUACGUCUUCAUGAUGGUCUUUGGUGGAUUUCUUGUCAACCUCAAUUCCAUGUUGAGCUGGCUGUCCUGGAUCAAAUGGAUUAGUAUCUACAGAUAUGGCAUGAAUGCUCUGACCAUCAAUGAACUUAAAGGAAGAGUCUUCUACUUGAACUCUACCAGGGUCCCUGGAGAGCAUUACAUGAAGGACCAAGAAAUUGACUACAGCACGUGGGGUUUCUGGGAGAAUGAGCUGGCCCUCUUCUGCUUGACAUGCACCUUCCUCUUUUUGGCUUACAUGCAGCUCUUGAGAGUAAACCGUUGGAAAUAGACUACCGCAUUAAUGAGCCAUUAGGAGCACAGCUACCCUGCUGGAGUCUCUCCUCUAUCUUAUGAAAUUAGAA
Messenger RNA from Podarcis raffonei (Aeolian wall lizard), 2335 nucleotides. RefSeq names its product broad substrate specificity ATP-binding cassette transporter ABCG2-like. The transcript is spliced from 16 exons. Gene Ontology annotation, cellular component: plasma membrane. Gene Ontology annotation, molecular function: ATP binding; ABC-type transporter activity; ATP hydrolysis activity. The record is from RefSeq and is a predicted model, not a curated record. NCBI's taxonomy places the organism in Eukaryota, Metazoa, Chordata, Lepidosauria, Squamata, Lacertidae. The coding region runs from base 463 to 2262 and encodes 599 amino acids.